This is a messenger RNA of Sander lucioperca (pikeperch), 1345 nucleotides long. RefSeq names its product SH3 and SYLF domain containing 1 (gene sh3yl1). The coding region runs from base 99 to 1328 and encodes 409 amino acids. Gene Ontology annotation, cellular component: ruffle membrane. The transcript has 10 exons. Lineage: Eukaryota; Metazoa; Chordata; Actinopteri; Perciformes; Percidae. Gene Ontology annotation, molecular function: protein binding; phosphatidylinositol binding. The record is from RefSeq and is a predicted model, not a curated record.
UGUGUGUGUGUCUCUGUCUCUGUGUGUGUGUGUGUGUGUGUAGAGUUCCUAAAGACCAUCAUUACAUUAACCUGUCCGGUUAGUUUGUGAGUUUUUACAUGCUGACGUGUGUGUGUGUGUGUGUGUGUGUGUGUGUGUGUGUGUGUGUGUGGGUGUGGGCGGGCGGGCACGUGCGUGCGUGUGUGUUUUUUCCGGAAGCACGCGAGGCUGGGGAGACGGAAGUAAGAGGCUCGCCCAGUUUACCUGCGGACAGGUUGAAUAAUCCUAUCCCUUCCAAUCUGGCGUCGGAGGCGAAGAAAGCCGCCAAGAUCCUGAGAGAAUUCACCGAAAUCUCCAACAGGAACGGACCGGACAAACUCAUCCCCCCGCAUGUGAUCGCGAAGGCGGAGGGCCUGGCCAUCAUCUCCGUCAUCAAGGCCGGCUUCAUGAUCACCGCCAGGGGCGGCAGCGGCAUCGUCAUCGCCAGACUGUCCGACAGACGGUGGUCGGCGCCGUCGGCCAUCGGCAUCGCCGGUCUGGGAGGAGGCUUCGAGAUCGGGGUGGAGGUGUCUGACCUGGUGAUCAUCCUGAACCAGCGGCGGGCCGUGGAGGCGUUCACGAAGGGCGGGAACUUGACGCUGGGCGGGAACUGCACCGUUGCCGUGGGACCCGUGGGCAGGAACGUGGAGGCUGACGUGGCGAUCCGCAGCACGACGGCCAUCUUUACUUACUGUCGAUCCAGAGGUCUGUUUGCUGGUAUUUCUCUGGAGGGAUCUGGUCUGAUCGAACGCAAAGAAACAAACCGCAAGUUCUAUUCCCAAGACAUCAGAGCUUCAGCGAUUCUGAACGGUGAUGUGGAGCCUCCGUCCGAGUGCUACGACCUGUACCACAUCCUGGAGAGCUACACGGACGCCUACACCGCCGACUGGACCAACAAGAACAUCCGUCCCCGGACGUCUCUUCCUCCAUCCAGACCUCCAGCGCCAUCUCAAAGGAGAGCGGCGAGCGCUUACCAGCCACCGGUAGACAGAUCCCAGCCGCCACCGGUAGACAGAUCCCAGCCCCCGCCAACUAAAAACGCCCUCUACCCGAGCAUCUCUGUCUAUAAAUCUGAGACCUCCGGUCAGUUUGCCUCCAGAAACUCUCCAGACUACGGGGGCGGGGCUAGCGGGCAGCUCGUCGUCACGGCGAUCCACCCGUUCUCGGGGCAGCAGCCUGGCGACCUGAGCUUCGUCCCCGGCGACCGCAUCACCGUCAUCACCAAAACGGACUCGGAGUACGACUGGUGGGAGGGGCGGCUGGAGGACGGCACCGUCGGCAUCUUCCCCGCCAACUUCGCCUCCCAGUGACCCGUUACCACGGCAAC